Aspergillus uvarum CBS 121591 is the source of this 1596-nucleotide messenger RNA. Its product is annotated as zinc-binding alcohol dehydrogenase family protein. NCBI's taxonomy places the organism in Eukaryota, Fungi, Ascomycota, Eurotiomycetes, Eurotiales, Aspergillaceae. The record is from RefSeq and is a predicted model, not a curated record. The transcript has 3 exons. Bases 135 to 1250 code for a protein of 371 amino acids. Gene Ontology annotation, molecular function: oxidoreductase activity, acting on NAD(P)H.
AAUUGUUUACAUCGAAACACUUUUCAAAGGACAAUGGUUAGAAAGUUGAAUAUAAGGUCCCAAUCCUGACAGUCUUGCCUAUCCUUGCCCAUCCCAUCAACUCUUAGUAUAUUCGAUUGAACAUUGCAUGCACCAUGGCAUCUCACCCUGCAGUCAUUGCAACUAAUGUUAAACAACCCCUCACUAUUCAGCAAGUCCCGACGCCCGAGCUUGAACACUAUGAGCUUCGUGUCCGCAUUGAAUGGGUCGUAUCUGCCCCCUUGGAUGUCUACCAAGUCGACUCAGGCUUGAUGGCCCAGUUCCCUCAAAGUCUGGGCGACAGUGGUGCCGGCACUGUAGUGGCAGCUGGACCUGGGGUCAGACGCCUACAGGCUGGAGAUCAGGUCUUCGGCUUCUUUUUCCACAACGAAAAGGAGAAGGGGCAACAGGUGUAUGUUACGGCACCAGAGCAUCUGUUCGGAAAGGUUCCCUCUGGCAUAUCGAUGCCCGCGGCCGCUACUGUGCCAACCAAUGUUUCCACCGCCUAUUUGGCCUUGACGGAAAAGCUGGACCUCGAGCUCCCCUGGCCGCGCCCGUCGGGAUUCUCACCAAAAAGUCCAGAGUGUCCUAUUGUCAUCUGGGGAGGAGGCAGCUCGGUCGGUCAGUACGCCAUUCAGCUCCUCCACCACUGGGGUUAUACGAAUGUCAUCGCUACCGCAUCGCCACAGCACCACGAAAAGCUCAAGGUUUAUGGUGCCCAACACGUCGUCGACUACCGCGAGUCUAAUGUCGUCGACUCUAUUCUGGAGAUCGUGAACAAGAGCAAGCUCUCAGCACCCAUUCGCGCUUUCGAUUGCGUGAGCUCCAAGUCUGGGUCACUGCAGCAUCUUGCCAAGAUCGCCUCCCUUUCUGGCUCCAUUGUCGCAGCUGUUCUUCCUGUUGUGCUUCGGUCGCCUUCAAACCCAGCCGGUGUGCAGCUUUCUGCUGAUGUCGAAGGAGAAGUAUCCUGGGCGCCUGGCGUAGAGGUCCAUAGUAUUGUCAGCUAUAAAUUCGAGACGAAUCCAUUCCUGAAGGACCAUCUCCUGCCCGAUAUUAUACCCUCUCUUCUCGCGUCGGGUAGCCUCGAGCCCAACAGGUAUCGAGAGAUCGAGGGCGCUUCACUUCUGCAAAGGGCUAGCACCGCGUUGGAUAUGAUGAGAAAUGGCGCCGUCAGCGGGGAAAGACUUGUGUGGAAGGUGUGGACAGCCGAGGAAUAUCCGGAGUUCUCGUGAGGCCGACGUACGUUGUCGAGGAUUCUUGCCCGCAGCUCGAGUGUGCAGGUGAACCGAGAUUAUGUGUGAUAGACAAUUGCGACACAUUUCUGGUACCGAGCUUGGUGCUGUUGCAAACAGUACCUGUAGGCGAGGUGCGUCCCAAUGCAUCACGUGCCGGGUAUACUUGAUAACUUCGCUGUUUUCGAUCGGCUUAAUGAGAUGACCGGUUCUGAAUUGGCGAAAACUACCCAAGAGCAAUGGAAUGAAUGAGAGAUGGGUCUAUGAUUAUAGGGACUUCCUUGAACUGGCUGCUAAGGAGCAUCAUUUAAUUCAGCAGAGCGAUGAUGGACGACGAUGUCGGCAC